Malania oleifera is the source of this 2065-nucleotide messenger RNA. Its product is annotated as cationic amino acid transporter 8, vacuolar. Gene Ontology annotation, cellular component: plasma membrane. NCBI's taxonomy places the organism in Eukaryota, Viridiplantae, Streptophyta, Magnoliopsida, Santalales, Ximeniaceae. Bases 160 to 1926 code for a protein of 588 amino acids. The record is from RefSeq and is a predicted model, not a curated record. Gene Ontology annotation, biological process: transmembrane transport; amino acid transport. The transcript has a single exon. Gene Ontology annotation, molecular function: amino acid transmembrane transporter activity.
UCAAAGCUACCAAACGGUCCAUAUACCCAAAUCCCAAGCGCGUCAUUCCCAAAUUCCAUUUUCCGUUUUCCAGUCAGAAACACCACCGGCAACGGCUCAGCACCAUUUUUCUAGAUCCACUCCCACUCCACCUUCCCACCUUCCUUGCUGGAAGCCGCCAUGGAUGUGCGGACAGAACAAGCUGUCCGUCCGGCAAGAAGCUACUGGGGGAGAUGGAGCAAGCGCGACUUCUUCCCGGAACAGUCUUUCCAGAACUUCAGCUCCUACAGGGCUGCUCUCUCCCAGACCUCGUCCCGUCUGAAGGACCGCCUCCUCGACCGAUCCACCGACGCCAACGAGCUCGUCGAGCUGCGGAAGGAGAGCGAGAACAGCAUGAAGAAAUGCCUCACAUGGUGGGACUUAAUCUGGCUCGGUUUCGGCUCCGUCGUCGGUUCCGGCAUCUUCAGCCUCACUGGCCAGGAAGCACACGACGACGCAGGACCGGCCAUUGUGAUUUCUUACUUGGUUUCGGGUCUUUCCGCCUUGCUCUCGGUUUUCUGCUACACUGAGUUCGCCGUCGAGAUUCCCGUUGCUGGAGGUUCUUUCUCUUUUCUUAGAAUAGAAUUAGGUGAUUUUAUUGCGUUUAUCGCCGCUGGGAACAUUCUCCUGGAGGCAAUAGUAGGCGCGGCUGGACUGGGCCGGUCUUGGUCAUCGUACUUUGCAAGCAUGAUUAAGACAGAUCCAGAUUCUUUCAGAAUACAUGUGGGGUCAUUUGCAAAAGGGUUUAAUCUAUUAGAUCCUAUUGCUGUUUUAGUUCUUGUGAUUGCCAACAGCAUAGCAAUGGCAGGAACAGGGAUAACGUCUUCUUUGAACUGGAUUAGCUCUCUUUUUAGUGCCUCUGUGAUUGUGUUCAUCAUAGUUGUGGGGUUUGUUCAUGCCAAUAAAUCAAAUUUGGUCCCAUUUUUUCCAUAUGGGGCGGAGGGGGUUUUCAAAGCCGCGGCUGUUGUGUACUGGUCUUACACUGGUUUUGACAUGGUUGCAACCAUGGCCGAAGAGACAAAACAUCCUUCGAGGGAUAUUCCGGUGGGUUUAGUUGGGUCAAUGUCAGUGAUCACUGUGGUUUACUGCCUGAUGGCAUUGGCACUUGUCCUGAUGCAAAAGUAUACAGAGAUCGAUGUAAAUGCUGCAUAUUCAGUUGCAUUUGAGAAAAUUGGGAUGAAAUGGGCUAAGUAUUUGGUAAGCAUAUGCGCUCUCAAGGGCAUGACUACAAGCUUGCUGGUAGGAUCACUUGGGCAAGCCCGGUACACGACUCAGAUUGCCAGGGCACACAUGAUUCCUCCCUGGUUUGCUCUGGUUCACCCAAAAACAGGAACCCCCAUUAAUGCAACUCUUUUGGUGACCAUAAUGAGUUGUGUUCUAGCCUUUUUCUCUAGUUUGGAUGUCUUGUCCACUGUUCUGUCCUUCAGCACUCUCUUCAUCUUCAUGCUUAUGGCUGUUGCAUUGCUCGUGAGGCGAUACUAUGUGAAAGAUGUUACUCCCAAGUCUGAUUUCUUAAAAUUUUGUUUGUGUUUAUUUGUCAUUGUUAGUUCUUCGAUUGCACUUUCAGUGCUUUGGAGUUCCAAUAGGAGAGGAUGGAUUGGAUACAUGGUGGCAGGGUUGUUCUGGUUUUUCGGGACUGUUGGGAUGGCGUUGGUUCCAAAGCAUCAAAGUCCAAAGGUUUGGGGGGUUCCUCUAGUUCCAUGGUUGCCCUCCUUGUCAAUUGGUAUGAAUCUGUUUCUCAUUGGAUCCUUAGGUUAUGUGGCAUUCUUGAGAUUUUUCAUUUGUAGUGCAAUAAUGUUACUCUACUAUUUGUUUUGUGGCCUCCAUGCAACAUAUGACGUGGCUCAUCAGAAUAAACAACCGACAACUGAAGAGGGAAAACAAAAUAUUGCUCAAGGGGAGCUAUAAAUAAUGCAUGCAAUGUGUAUCGAAUUUGAUUACAAUAACAUUUAUAUUCCUGAUAUUUGUUGAUGCUAGGGAUGUUAUAUCAAUUCUGUAAAUGAGAAAUAUGUGGUUUCAAUGAAAUUGAAUCAUAUUUCUUUCAUUC